AUGUUGGUGUUAUGGGUUGACUUCGUUUGGGUGAAACUGUGGAGCUCACAACGUCGUCUCACAAAUCUUCUGCAAAAGCGAGAUCGUUGUUUGACCAUGGACACACUGCACACGAUAGACUCGUACGGGUCGCAGAUUGUCCCACCAAAGACACCAGAUCGAAAGGGGUUAUUUACGAGGGCUUUUGAUUUUGCCUGGAGGAGGAGUCCAGAAAAAGAAUCAUCAGCCAAAGAUAGGUAUGAUGAACAUAGUACCAACCGCAUACCAAGUUAUAAUUACAGACCCACUUCUCCCUCGAUAUACGAUGACAGGAACAGCUGGGUUGAUGACGAGCCGGAGAUCAAUCAGACUCUUGACUUUAUCCGUCAGCAGAAAGAGAACCAUUCCAGAUCUCUAAUGUCCAUGUAUCCUGGGAAGUUUCCCCAAAAUAAACAUGAAAGUGCUCGUAGCAUGUUCGAUACAACAAAAAUGAACACUGAGUACAAUAAAUCGAUGUACCCAUCUGGGCAACGAUCUACUUCUCAAUUGGAAGAAUCGAUAUUGAGUCGUUUGAACCACAAUAAUCAAGCACUAAGAGAUAUAUCCAUCCAGCUGGAACAAACGUCGGAUUAUUCUCAAUUACAGCAGAACUAUAUUGAAGAACUGGAGAAAUGCCAAAGGGUUUAUGAUGCAUACUACGAUCUUGCUUCCAAGUAUCAAGAAUUGAAAAGAACCCCGGUUAGAGAACAUAAUAUUUCAGCUCCCCCAGCGCCACCGCCUGCUUCAUCGUUCUCUGCACCUUCUUCUGAAAUACUUUCCCUCAAAAUUGAGCAACUUCAAAAAGAUCUAGAUCGUAUGACUGAAAAACAUGACUCCUUGAGUAGGUUGUACCAAAACAGAGAUUCAAGGGCGUUUAAUACAGACACGCCUGCACGGCCAAGAACAGAGGAAAAGUUUUCUUCUGCCUAUGAAUCCAGGUUUAAAGACACUCCUUCAUCCAGAAGGUCCGUCAGUUCAAGCAUCAAUGAUCCUACUUGGCGAUCUCAAAGGUUAUCUACCUCUAGCCUUCCAAGAAGCCGGUAUUCUUGGUUGAAAAAGGAAGAGGAUGAUUCGGCUACAGAAUCGUUGAUUAAAAAGUAUGCUCAAACGUAA
Messenger RNA from Komagataella phaffii GS115, 1131 nucleotides. RefSeq lists its product as hypothetical. The record is from RefSeq and is a predicted model, not a curated record. NCBI's taxonomy places the organism in Eukaryota, Fungi, Ascomycota, Pichiomycetes, Pichiales, Pichiaceae. The transcript has a single exon. Bases 1 to 1131 code for a protein of 376 amino acids.